Messenger RNA from Calliphora vicina (urban bluebottle blowfly), 2863 nucleotides. It is a transcript of the gene bi, whose product is annotated as bifid. NCBI's taxonomy places the organism in Eukaryota, Metazoa, Arthropoda, Insecta, Diptera, Calliphoridae. Gene Ontology annotation, molecular function: DNA-binding transcription factor activity, RNA polymerase II-specific; RNA polymerase II cis-regulatory region sequence-specific DNA binding. Gene Ontology annotation, biological process: positive regulation of DNA-templated transcription; cell fate specification; regulation of transcription by RNA polymerase II. The coding region runs from base 71 to 2644 and encodes 857 amino acids. Gene Ontology annotation, cellular component: nucleus. The transcript has 7 exons. The record is from RefSeq and is a predicted model, not a curated record.
CAGUGUUGAGUGUGAGUGUGUGUUUUAAAUUUUUGUGUAAAUUCUUGCGUUAAGCGUUGAAUGUAAUGUAAUGAGAUACGACGUCCAGGAGUUACUUCAUCAGUCUGCUGAAGAUCCAUUCGCAAGGUUCGCAAAUGGGAUGGCAUAUCAUCCAUUUCUGCAUUUGUCACGACCCACUGACUUCAGCGUUUCCUCGCUGUUGACGGCGGGAAACCAAACGACAACAGCAGCUGAUCCCAGUGGUACCACGCUACCAGCAGCUUCUUCGCCCCCACAACAACAUCCACAACAUCAACAUCACCAGCAACAACAGCAACACCAGCAGCAUCUUCAGCAACUGAAUCCCCUUUCAAGUGAACAAUUGCGCUGUCUUGGCGGUCAAUCUUCGCCGUUGGGCAGUCAACAAACGCCCCAGCUGUCGCCUGGAGAGGCUAGCAAUAAUAACAACAACAACGAAUCCCGUUGUCCCAGUGGUGUGAAAGCCUUAAACUCCAACGACAACAGCACAAACAGCAGUAACGAAUCCAAUAGGCCUCUAAGUAAUAGUAAUAACAACAAUAACAAUUUGCCGUCGGCUCUUCUAAGUGCAGCGCAUUCAGCGGCCGUACACGCUUUACCUCCAGCUCAACCACCUCCAUCGCAUCCACAUCAUUCUCCAGUACCUGGUCACCCGGCGUUGGGCGCCCACUUGCCUCAACAGCCAUCCUAUUUCCCGGCCGCUGCCUUGGCUGCUUUAGCCGGCAAUCCAGCUGGUCCCCAUCCGGGUUUGUAUCCAGGUCAUUUACGUUUUCCACCGCAUCAUCCGCAUCCUCAUCAUCCGUUGGGUAAUCCCUACACCACCGCCGAAGACGUUGUUCUAGCCUCAGCGGUCGCCCACCAACUACAUCCUGCCAUGCGUCCCCUACGUGCCCUACAGCCGGAAGAUGAUGGUGUAGUGGACGAUCCCAAGGUAACGCUGGAGGGUAAAGAGCUGUGGGAAAAAUUUCAUAAACUUGGCACCGAAAUGGUCAUCACGAAAAGUGGAAGACAAAUGUUUCCACAAAUGAAAUUUCGAGUUUCGGGUCUCGAUGCCAAGGCGAAAUAUAUACUUCUUUUGGAUAUUGUGGCUGCCGAUGACUAUCGUUAUAAGUUUCACAAUAGUCGCUGGAUGAUUGCCGGCAAGGCCGAUCCUGAAAUGCCCAAAAGAAUGUAUAUCCAUCCAGAUUCACCCACAACCGGUGAACAAUGGAUGCAAAAGGUUGUUUCAUUCCAUAAGCUUAAGCUGACCAAUAACAUUAGUGAUAAACAUGGAUUUGUAAGUACUACGAUACUCAAUUCCAUGCAUAAAUAUCAACCCCGGUUUCAUUUGGUGCGAGCCAACGAUAUUUUGAAACUACCAUACUCAACGUUCAGGACAUACGUUUUUAAGGAGACGGAAUUCAUAGCUGUGACUGCAUAUCAAAAUGAAAAGAUAACUCAGUUGAAAAUUGACAACAAUCCUUUUGCAAAAGGUUUUCGUGACACAGGCGCCGGCAAAAGGGAAAAGAAUUGUUACAGGCAAGCGUUACUCUCGAAUCGCGGGUCCGAUUCGGAUAAACUAAAUCCCACGCAUGUCAGCAGUUCACGUGCUCCCCUGCACUUGGGUCAUACGGGCAGGCCGCCGCAUCAUUUGCAUGCCCAUCCCUCCAUACACGACAAUCAGCAAGAUGAUGAGGACAAGCUGCUAGAUGUGGUGGGACCGCCACAAAGUCCCUUGUUGCCUUUAAGUCAUUCGCUGCAGCAGAUGCAUGCUCAUCAACAUUCGGCCCUUGCAGCUUGGUUUAACCACUUGGCCGGUGCGAGUGAUCAUGCUAGUGAAGAGGCCCUAAGGCGCCGCCUACAAUCGGAUGACAUUGAACGUGAUGGCAGUGAUUCCAGCUGUUCGGAGAGUGUGGGCGGCAGUACGGGUGGUGCUUUUCGACCCACCUCCUCGGGUAGUCCCAAAGAAGGUGCAGCCGGUUUAACGGGUGCUGGUUCAUAUCCCUCACCCAAUAUUUCGGUAGGUCCACCCAUACAGCCCUCGCCACACCUGUUGCCUUACCUGUAUCCCCAUGGUCUCUACCCGCCACAUCAUUUGGGACUACUGCACAAUCCGGCUGCAGCGGCUGCUAUGAAUCCCGCCGGUCUCAAUCCCGGCCUCUUAUUCAACGCUCAACUUGCCUUAGCCGCCCAGCAUCCCGCCUUAUUUGGUCAUUACUCAGGACACACACCGACCUCGCCCCUGCAGGGCCUCAAAGGUCAUCGGUUUUCACCCUACAGUCUGCCCGGCAGCUUAGGCUCGGCCUUUGAUGCCGUGACACCCGGUUCGAAUGCCAAUCGUAGUGGCGGCGAGGGUCCUUCGGGCAUGUGCAGUGGGACAGGCAGUGGUCUAGAGCAUGGACCACGUAGCCUCAGCUCUAGUCCCAGACCGCGUGCCUCCUCGCAUUCCCCUCCCACGCGUCCCAUCUCUAUGUCGCCCACCACACCACCGUCACUACUCAAACGAACCAACUCACCGUCGGAGCUCAAGAGCAUCGAGAACAUGGUUAACGGCCUCGAGGUGCAGCACAACGGCAGCGUAUGCAGCACCAGCGGCUCCAUGGAUGAUUUACAAAGAAAGUCGCCCUGCAUACUAACGGAUCAGUGACAAUUGUAUGACCGGGACGACAACGAUCGCUCGUCCGUCAUCGAUCUCGACGAUGUGUGACUAAAUAGUUACUCGCUUCGCUUUAACGACCCCACCAGCCCCUGGCUGGCCUUAAGGGGCUCCAAUUACAAUUAUUAUCCAACCCAUCGUCAAAAUGCAACAUCGUCCUGUUGAUCACACUCGGUAAGAACAAGAAAUUAUAUAUAAACUUGUGUUUAG